Zasmidium cellare ATCC 36951 is the source of this 1629-nucleotide messenger RNA. RefSeq lists its product as uncharacterized. The record is from RefSeq and is a predicted model, not a curated record. The transcript is spliced from 2 exons. Gene Ontology annotation, molecular function: oxidoreductase activity, acting on paired donors, with incorporation or reduction of molecular oxygen; monooxygenase activity; heme binding. Lineage: Eukaryota; Fungi; Ascomycota; Dothideomycetes; Mycosphaerellales; Mycosphaerellaceae. Gene Ontology annotation, biological process: ergosterol biosynthetic process. Bases 1 to 1629 code for a protein of 542 amino acids.
AUGGGCCUUCUCCAGGACGCCGCCGCGACCUUCGACUCCUACUUUGGCAACACCGCGACGUGGAAGCUCGUGACCUUGGGCUUCGUCUCCUUCGUCACGAUCGCAAUGCUUCUGAACGUCGUACACCAAAUACUCUUCCGAAAUAAGAACGAACCGCCGCUUGUCUUCCAUUGGGUACCUGUCAUUGGAAGUACGAUAUCCUACGGCAUCGAUCCUUACAAGUUCUUCUUCACUUGUCGCGAGAAGUAUGGAGACGUCUUUACUUUUAUCCUCCUCGGCAAGAAGACCACGGUCGUGUUGGGCACCAAGGGCAACGACUUCAUCUUGAACGGAAAGCUGAAGGACGUCAAUGCCGAGGAGAUCUACACACCUCUCACGACUCCAGUGUUUGGCAAGGAUGUUGUUUACGACUGUCCCAAUUCCAAGCUCAUGGAGCAGAAGAAGUUCGUCAAGUACGGCCUCACAUCCUCCGCCCUCCAAUCCUACGUCACCCUGAUCUCUGAAGAAGUACGCCAAUUCUUUUCGAGAGACAACCCUUCGAAGAAGUUCGCUUCCACUAGUGGGACUGUCGAUCUGCCUCCGGCCAUGGCAGAACUCACCAUCUAUACUGCGAGCCGAUCGCUGCAAGGGAAGGAAGUGCGCGAGAGGUUCGACUCGACAUUCGCCGAUCUAUACCACUACCUCGACAUGGGCUUCACACCGAUCAACUUCAUGCUUCCAUGGGCACCACUGCCACAGAACAGACGACGCGACUAUGCACAGAAGAAGAUGGCGGAAACAUAUCAGUCAAUCAUUCAAGAGCGAAGGAAAGCUGGAGACUCGAAGUCAGGAGGCAGGGAAGAGGACAUGAUCUGGAACCUGAUGCAAUGCACGUACAAGGAUGGGAACCCAAUUCCGGAUCAUGAGAUUGCACACAUGAUGAUUGCAUUGCUCAUGGCAGGACAACACUCCUCAUCAUCCACAUCGUCUUGGAUUCUGCUUCGGCUGGCUUCAAGACCCGACGUCCAAGAAGAGCUGCUGCAAGAGCAGAAGGACGUUCUUGGCGUGAACGAGGAUGGCACGAUCAAGGACCUUUCGUAUGCCGACCUGUCGCGCCUACCACUCCUCAACCAGGUCGUGAAGGAGACACUUCGCAUCCAUGCACCUAUUCACUCCAUUCUGCGCAAGGUCAAGUCACCUAUGCAACUGGAGGGAACACCCUACGUCAUUCCACCAACCCACACAUUGCUGGCCGCGCCGGGUUGCACCAGCAGGAUGGAGUCGCACUUUCCAGAGGCGCUGAAGUGGGAGCCACACAGGUGGGACGAGAAACCAGACAAGAAGUAUGAGCAUCUGAUCCCAGCAAUGGUGAACGAGAACAUCGCCGAAGAGAAAGAAGACUAUGGCUACGGUUUGGUUAGCAAGGGAGCUGCGUCUCCAUAUCUGCCUUUUGGCGCCGGCCGACACCGUUGCAUCGGCGAGCAGUUCGCCUACACGCAACUCCAGACGAUCACUGCUAUGGUGAACCGGGAGUUCAAGUUUCAGAACACAGACGGAACCGACAAGGUGGUGGAGACGGACUAUACGAGUCUCUUUAGCAGACCACUGAGUCCUGCUGUGAUCAAGUGGGAGAGACGGCAGAAGAACUAA